Molecule: messenger RNA, 540 nt
Organism: Ichthyophthirius multifiliis
Lineage: Eukaryota; Ciliophora; Oligohymenophorea; Hymenostomatida
Exons: 1
Source: RefSeq, a predicted model, not a curated record
UGGUUUUCCGGAAGGAACUACUACAAAUGGAAAAUAUUUGAUUUCUUUUAAAAAGGGUGCCUUCGAAACAUUCGCUCCUAUUAAAAUUUUCUGUUUAUAAUACCCUGUAAGACGUUUUAAUGUCUCUUUAGAUUCAUUAGGGCAAGGAGCAUGUUUUUUACUUACUUUUGCUCAAUUCUAUAAUCAAAUUAAUGUCAUUGAAUUUGAAAAUUAUUACCCAGAUCAUUUAGAAUUAGACCCUAAGUCAGAAUGUGAUUGGUAAGUUUAUGCCUCCGCUAUUAAAUAAAUUAUGAUAAAGGCAACUGGAUUUAAGAAUUCAGAAAGUGGAUAUAGGGAUAUGAGUUUUUAUUAUAAUUUUAUAAAAAGUAACAAAACUAAUAGAAAAAAUGAGACAAUUGAAAAAGAUGAGACGAAUGGAAAAAAUGAAACUAACUAAAAUAAAAUAGAUGAAAAGUAGAAAAAUGAAUGAGUAGAAAUUUUAUUUUAUUUUAUCUUAUAUUUUUUUUUUUAAGUGUAUAUUUGAAAUAAGUAUACAUUUAA